Messenger RNA from Pseudophryne corroboree (corroboree frog), 1975 nucleotides. Its product is annotated as apoptosis-inducing factor 3-like. Gene Ontology annotation, molecular function: flavin adenine dinucleotide binding; 2 iron, 2 sulfur cluster binding; oxidoreductase activity, acting on NAD(P)H. Lineage: Eukaryota; Metazoa; Chordata; Amphibia; Anura; Myobatrachidae. The transcript is spliced from 19 exons. Gene Ontology annotation, cellular component: cytoplasm. Bases 189 to 1781 code for a protein of 530 amino acids. The record is from RefSeq and is a predicted model, not a curated record.
AAGCACAUCGGCUUUGUGUGCAGGCAGGGAACUGGUCCGGUGAGUGCAGGAGGGGAGGGUACAGUGUAGUUACAGCAGCUCAUCAUCCAGCCCUCCCAGUCCUAGUGCAUUGUGAACAGCAGCAGAGACCUCAGCAGCAGCAGCAGCAGCAGCAGCAGGGUUUUGCCGCCACUGAGACAAGAAUCACUAUGAGUGGAAAUGAGAUGAUUACCCAGGAACUGUGCAAGGAGUCGGAGAUGAAAGAUGGCGAGAUGAAGGAGUUUGACAUCGAGGGACACUCUAUUCUGUUAGUGAAGAGUAACGGGGUAUUCAGCGCUGUGGGAAACAAGUGUUCCCACUAUGGUGCACCUCUAAGUAAAGGGGUACUGGCAGGUGACAGAGUUCGCUGCCCCUGGCAUGGUGCCUGCUUCAAUGUAAAGACCGGGGACAUAGAAGAAUACCCUGGGUUGGACAGCCUACCCUGUUUCAAGGUCACUGUGUCGAACGGCAGUGUAUGUAUUGUCACCAAUAAAAAGGCACUGGAGAGUGUUAAAAGGUUAAAGGCCAUGAGCGGCCAGUCUGCCAGCAACAGGAGCACUGUAGCCAUUAUCGGAGGAGGCCCCGCUGCCUUGGUCUGUGCUGAAACUCUUCGUCAGGAAGGUUAUACAGGGAGGAUCGUCAUGGUGACCAGAGAAAAGCACAUCCCAUAUGACAGGACAAAACUAAGCAAGGCAAUGAAUGCAAAGGCUACCGAAAUCUAUCUACGGCCUGCAGAAUUUUACUCAGAACACAAUAUUGAAGUAUGGACAGAUAAAGAGGCUGUUUCUGUCAACACAGAUGAAGCAAAGGUCAAGUUUAGAGACGGAUCAUCCCUUCUAUACAGCCAACUUCUAAUCGCUACUGGCAGCAGACCUAGAGAGCUUAGGUGCGCUGGCUCCACUUUACAAAACGUUUUCCAUCUGCGCUCACCUGAAGACGCCAAUGCAAUCAGUGAGGCUGCCGUAGGCAAAAACGUGGUGAUUAUGGGAAGUUCAUUCAUAGGUAUGGAAGUUGCAGCCUUCCUCUCGGACAAAGCAGGUUCAGUGUCUGUAAUUGGAAAAUCUGAUGUCCCCUUCCAGGCUGUAUUAGGGUCCCAAAUAGGAGCAGUCGCAAUGAAGCUGCUGGCAGACCGUGGAAUCAAUUUCUACAUGGGGACAGAAGCCAGAGAGAUCCGGGGAGAAAAUGGACAGGUGAAAGAGGUGGUCUUGAGAAAUGGAACUCAGAUUUCAGCUGACAUUGUGGUUGCCGGAAUAGGUGUAACCCCAGUAUCUAACUUCCUGAAAGGCAGCAGAGUUGCCGUGGACACCAAAGGAGCAAUCUAUGUAGACCAGUUCAUGCGCACCAGUGUCCCUGAUGUCUUUGCAGCUGGUGAUGUCGUAUCGUUUCCUCUCGCCAUGAUGGAGGGACACAGGGCUAAUAUUGGGCACUGGCAGAUGGCUCACUCUCAUGGUCGGAUUGCAGCUCUCAACAUGCUGAACAAGCAAGUACCUGUGAACUCUGUACCAUAUUUUUGGACAUCGCUCCUGGGGAAGAGCAUUCGCUAUGCAGGAUACGGGGAAGGAUAUACUGAGAUUGUGAUGAAAGGAACACUCGAAGAACUAAAAUUUUUGGCUUUUUAUUUGAAGGAUGAUUUUGUAGUCGCUGUAUCCAGCAUGAACUUUGACCCCACUGUAUCAAAUGUUGCAGAAAUGAUCUUUUCUGGCAGAAGAAUCACCAAAAAGGAGGUGGUGGCUGAAGAUUUCAUUAACUUGCUCACCAGCUAAGCAGUAGACAUGGCCUUAAUGACGAUCAUAUGAGGAAAUCCUUGAAUUAAAACAGGAACGGAUAGACCUGGCUGCAUUGUCCAAGUAGAAGCACUAUAAAAGACAAGUCUGUAAUUGUGACCAAUUAUAUCCAAUAUUAUUUUCUUGCAAAAAUAGUAUAUGUACAGAUUUCCAUAAAGAGACUUUAUCUAUAA